This is a messenger RNA of Kwoniella botswanensis, 378 nucleotides long. RefSeq lists its product as uncharacterized. The record is from RefSeq and is a predicted model, not a curated record. Gene Ontology annotation, cellular component: nucleolus. Bases 1 to 378 code for a protein of 125 amino acids. NCBI's taxonomy places the organism in Eukaryota, Fungi, Basidiomycota, Tremellomycetes, Tremellales, Cryptococcaceae. The transcript has 5 exons.
AUGAGCGACUACUCCCACGUCCCAGGGGGCUCACUGAAAUUCAAGGGACAGAGCGACAAGAAGAAGAAGAAGAAAUCACAUUCAUCGGGGGAAAGGACGAAAGUGGAGAAUGAAAUCAAGUUGAAAGAGGCUCAAAGAAGGGACAGAGACGUAUCUGACGAGGAGGAGGAGGAGAGAGAGGGAAGUGAGAGGCCAAAGAAGGACGAAAGUAAGAUGACGGAAGCGGAGAGACGGUUCUUGGAGACUCAACGGAAGAGGAGAGAACAAAGAGUCAAAGAACUAGCGAAGAAAACUCACAAAGAUAGGGUAUCAGAGUUGAAUGCCAAAUUGGAUAGGUUGAGUGAACAUCACGACAUGCCAAAGAUUGGUCCUGGAUGA